AAGAGAAGGAAGAGGGACAAGGGGACUCAGAGGCCAGGCCCAUGAAAGAUGAAGCGUUCGGGGAAUACAGAUCUUUGGAAAGUGACAUUGAUGAGAAGCGUACAAUGAGCCAGCCCUCUCUGUGCGUUGAGAGCAAGUUGGGGAGUGACGACAGCCUGGCGGAGUACGGCGACAGCGUCGACAUCCAGUUCAACGAGGACGGCUCCUUUAUCGGUCAGUACAGUGGACGCCGGGAGGCCCACAUCGUCCAGGGUGGCCAUGAGAGCUCCGGUGCCACCUCCCCUGUCAACAACAUGCCCCCGCAAAGUAUUAGUUUCAACAACUCCGUAACUGGCAUCCUGGACCGUUCGAAUUAGACAGGUGGUGGUGAGACAACCAAAUAAUUCUCAAACAGUUGUAUGACAGAACAAAAAGUUCGCCCCCCCAUGGUGAACUGAGGGACUGACACACACAAACCCAUUGACUUUAACGUACCAAAAUGAUCCGAUGACACUGCCUGAGUCGCAUACAUUCUCAUUCAACUCUCAGUACUCUGGGACUGACUGCCUGUAAGACAUAAAAAGGACUGCAUGUCCAUAAUUCCAUUUUUUACUGCCUGUGAUGCCAUUUCAAACGGUCAAACUUAUAAAUCUGACACACACACAGACACAGUCAGUAACACACACAGUUACUCACAUUCAGAUAAAGGGAUCACAUAAGUGACAGAUGCCCACACUACAGCAUAUACCAGUAGUUGCUGGACAUAACUUUUACAUGCAACAUUCCACCUUUGCAUAAUAAGAUGACAUAUCCUGCAAACAGUUUACAGGUCUCGCCUGUCUUUCUCCAAGUUUACAGACGUGUGUGUGUGUGUGUGUGAGUGACCUCUUAAACCCCCUGUUGUCGACCUGCCCUCACUGCCUCCUUUUCAAAGUAGCCUGUCCACCCUCACCAGUGCUCACUGGAGGGGUCUAGAGUUAAACAUAACCAAGUCUCUGUGUUUACCACUUGAUAGAAUAAAAGGACCAACUUUUGGGGGGCAGGACUUGGAUGCAGGGGGAGAUAGAAGGAGAAGAAGUUGGGGAGAGGAGAGAGAACAGGCUGAGUUCUAUGGUUAACGUGAUAUAUGUACAUGCUCAGAAGAACCAACCUGAAGACAGGGAUAACGUUUAUACCUUAGGGAAUAGAAUGUGAGUGUUUUUCUUUCUUUCUUUCUUUCUUCUAUUUUCUUCCUAUCAUCCUUGUGUUGCCCAAAGAGCUCCAUUUUGUUGCAUUGUGACAAAAUAAACGCCAUAUACUGUCUGUUCUAAUUUAAUCAUAAUGCUAUUUUUGUUGGAUUUGUGCUUUUAUUUUUGUAGGAAUGAACAUUUAAUAUAUCAUGCUGACAAUGUGAAUUGUUUUAUUACAAUGCAAUCUUUUUUUUUACGCUAAGUGCUUUAUUAUUUAUAGCCUUUUAUUCACUUUUGUGUUCUUGUAUACAUUUUAUACGUGCAAAGAUACAGUGUGUACCUUUCUUUACAGUGUGUCCUUUUGUGCCUCUAUGGAAGAUCCAGAAGCAUUUUAAUAAUUAAUCAUGCGUCAGAUAAUACUUAUCAGAUAUUUCAUUGCAUAAAUUGAACAAAUAUUCCAUUACUAUUUGUGACCUUUGAUUCCUCCAUACAGGUGUCGUAAUACUUCUUGUGAAACUUUGUUUUUUUCAAUCAGGAAGCAUAAUCAUUCCAUCUUUGUCUGUGUACUGUUGCUAUCAUGAGUGGUGAUUGUUUUCAUUUGAAGUCACUGUGUUCUCUAUGCCAUAUCUAAAAAUGUCAAGGUGCCUGUUAGCAAUACUCAUAGUUGCUGCUGCACUUAUGACAAAUGCUCAGUUGUUGUGGUAUCAUUCUUGAGCUAUCUCUCUUUUUGGUAUCCAUCUUUCGGUGUCGGUGGCAUUUGAAACACCAGUGAAUGUUUACUCUCCUAAGUAUAUCAACCUGAGACUGCAGGCUAUCUCUUUCUUACUGCCCUGUAGUGCUGAAGCAGUAACAGUAUUAAUACUGCCCUGUAGCGCAAAAGUAAUGUAUUGCCUUACAAAGAAAAUUUCAUAUGGCUACUAAUUCUUCUGAACGCUUCUGUCUUACUCACAACUUUAUACGUUUGCAAUGUUAACAUGCAUUUGCAUUUGUGUCAAGUCAAUUGCAGUGGUGCAAGUUCACACUUAUGGACAAUGUAUUCAUGUCAUUACACAUAUACAUGGAUGUCUGUCAGUCAAUACAUAUCAGGCUCUGUAGAGGCAACUGUAAUACUCCUGUUAAGUUUUUUUGUAGUCCACAUAAUAUUUCAGUCAUAAAGGUCAAACAAGUUUUAGUGUGAGCAAAUCUUGCUUCAUGCGAAACCAAUGGAAUUGCCUGUACUUGGUGAAAACAGGUGUCCCUUACUGCCAUGUUGAUUUUGUACAGUCUUGAGUUUUUCAGCCUAUUACGACCCGCCCAGAUCUGGUUUGGUUUUCAUUUCAAGCAUGAUUUGAUUAAUGGCUGUGAGGCCUUGUUUUAGAAAAAGAAACAGAUGGAAGCUAAGAGAGAACAAAAUGAGGAGAGAGGAGAGAGAAUGAAAGAUGAAGUGUCACUUUUUUGAAUGUAAAUAAACCUUAACGAUUGUCAUUUGACAUUUCCCUACUUUUAUUGAAAUAUAUCAUUUCUUUUCUUAUUUUUUAUACCAACACAUUCAUGUUUUUAGAACUUCUUUAUUUAUAUUUUAGUGUCACCUGACAAUAUGUUUUUUUGGCCUUGUAGUUGUCAAUAGACUCAUAGAAGAAUAGAAAAUAGUGAAAAAAACAUACCCCCCUCCCCCAAUCAUUUUACCAUAAAUAAUAAGAAAAAACAUCACAAACAACUGUCAUGAACAAGUAAUUAAAACAUUAAAAAUGAUAAAAUGAACCAAUGCUGAAUAUGAAUGAAGUGCAUUUUAUGCAAUGUCUUUUAUGAGUUCAGGAGGAGAAGAGAGAGCCUGCUCUGAAUGGUAAGCCCACGGUAGACCUCUUGCAGCAUGGGGAUAGAACCUUUACUGUAACGUAUUGGUUGUUUGACAGUACAUCCAUCUACAUGUCUGGCAUUAUGGGCAGCCAGGCCUUACACAACUGUCCAGUGUUAUCCAUGCAAUGCAAAUUAUAAGAAUCCUGUACAGUACAUUGUUGGAAUAUGCUCUGCCUCAUGCUGCCCAGUGAUCCCCUCACCAAAGGCCCACUGGUUACAGUCAGAUGCAUGAUAUAAAAAAAACACCAUAGAGUCAGUCAAUAUGUAUGUAGCUCUCAAAGGCAUUUUAAAAUAUAUUUUCAUAUGAUGUGAAUUUGUUACCCUGAACCUGUGGGUCUUUGGUGUAUACUUUCAAUUCUGAAAGGGGCCGUGUGUUGAUCCAUGUGGGAUACCCUUGCUGCUCUCACUUCCCUUCCUGACAAUGUUUUUUUGGGUAUGUUGAUACUGUAUGUAACUUUCUUCCUAUUGCCGCCUUGAUUUUUGAAUAUAAACACAGGAAAAAAAACAUUAAAAAAGGUUAGAAUUACAGUUUUAAAGGAAUGAUGACAGCUUCUAUGGAUCACAGAAACAAAAUGUCUGACAAGAGAUUACAGGGAUGGAGGGACUAAAAUAAGAGGCUGUGGGGAAAAAAGGGUUUUGGGGCAGGAAACUGGUGAUGUUGACACAGUGGUGGUGAUUUAUGUAGAGAGGAACCAGUUUGUUGUGGGGAAAGGGGAUUACAGAUGGCCCAUUUGCCCCUGCAGGAUUGCAUCUGGGUAUGAGUGGCAUUCUACCUGCUUAUUGCAUCAUGUGCUGUAUCAAAAUACACAAUGAAAUAAAUGGAAUACGCAAACCCUCAAA
Messenger RNA from Alosa alosa (allis shad), 3824 nucleotides. RefSeq names its product neural cell adhesion molecule L1.1-like. The transcript has 3 exons. Bases 42 to 356 code for a protein of 104 amino acids. The record is from RefSeq and is a predicted model, not a curated record. Lineage: Eukaryota; Metazoa; Chordata; Actinopteri; Clupeiformes; Clupeidae.